Drosophila ficusphila is the source of this 4166-nucleotide messenger RNA. It is a transcript of the gene thw, whose product is annotated as mucin-5AC. Gene Ontology annotation, molecular function: chitin binding. The record is from RefSeq and is a predicted model, not a curated record. Gene Ontology annotation, cellular component: extracellular region. Lineage: Eukaryota; Metazoa; Arthropoda; Insecta; Diptera; Drosophilidae.
GAAUAUCGUACGGGUGAAGACGUCUUCUGCUCGUCUGGCUCUGGCUCUUACUCCCAUAACAAAUAAUAAACCGAAUAAUCGAGCAUAGUGAGACAACAUAAACAACAAUAACGAAUAAUAUGCAACCAUCUAAGUAAUAUUCACAAGAAAAACGAAAACAACAAAACGCCACGAAUAACCCAGUCGGAGAGCGGAAAACUUUGUCAUAAAUAAGUUUACGGCGAAACCUCCAUAUUACUUCAAUCACGAAACCGAAAGCAAAAAAGGAAGCUGUGGAAGAUUGAGUUGCUGCCACAGUUACCAACCUGACUUGCCGGAGUGUUACUGCUCUACAAACUGACAUUCAGAGUUCUGCCAAUGAUGCUGAUGCCGCUUAAAGGCAAUUCCCAAUACAAAAUGCGGUGUUCGCAGCUCAUCUUGUUGUGCGCUUUGCUCGUAGUAAUAUUUCUUGGCUACACAAGCGCAGAAACAAAGUAUCGCACUCCUGCCCGGAUAUUGGCCAAGCAAACGGGGGCCACUCAAUUCGAGGAGGAACGCUAUGAGGCACACUCAAACUGCAACGACCACAAGCACCACUUGAAGAAGCGAGCCUCCGAUGAGGAUGUGGACUACGAGGUGUACCAGGGAGUGGUGGGUCGUCCGGGCAUCGACUUUCCCAUCUACCCAAGGAUUCCCAAGACCUCGUUUAGCUGUCGUUCAUAUGGCAACGGUUACUUUGCAGAUAUGGAAACGGACUGUCAGGUAUUUCAUAUCUGCGAGGAGGGCCGCAAGAUAUCCUUCCUUUGUCCGAACGGCACCAUCUUCCAGCAGAGCGAGCUCACCUGCGACUGGUGGUUCAAGGUGAACUGCCUGGGAUCCUCGGGUUAUUAUGCAGAAAGUGCGGAGAUCCUCAACAAGCAGCGAGUGCAUCGCGUGCGUCCUUCCGUUCCCGUCCAGGGAUUCAACAUCGUGGGCGGUGGACUGAACAUUAAACCGAAGGUUACUCCAGUUGCUGGUCAAGCGAGAGCUGGUCCUCGCUCGAAUUCCGACAGACGCAUUGAUUCCACGGAGGACGUUCCCGCUUCAGUGGAGAGUGUGGACUUCGACGACGUGUCGGGUGAGAAGCAGCGGAAGGUCCUGCCCAGCAUCGACAACAACAGCAACGACCACGAGACCCAGAUCACUGCGGAGAGCUCCUCGUUUGUCAGUGGAUCCGCCAAGCGGAGAACGAAUAAGGAUAGCAACUUAAAUCGCAACAGCAACGAUGACAAUGCGGUUUUGAAACCCGCUCGGAUUAGGACUCCAGUGGCGUCCCAGGAAAGGGGAGUUUCCACCGAGAGAGCAAGGAACGGACAGAGGGGACAGCACCGCUACAGUGGCAGCGAGGAGCACAGCAAGGAGCGGGAGAAGCCAAUUCCCAGCCAGCCAAAGGAGAAGCCCGAGUUCUUCGAGGCCCACUCCACCCGAUCAGUGCCACAGACCACUCCCCACUACUCCACUGGAAGCCAUGUCACCGUGCGCCGACUGGAGGCCACCAAGACUACGCCUUUUUACACACCCACUGUUCCAAGUCUUGUGAAGUCGAAGAGCACCGAGGGAAAGCUGAACUACAUCAAGGGUGGUCAUGCGGCCACGACUCCCAAUCCCCACAGGUUCGGUGGCGCCAGCUCGGGAAUCUUCCUGGAAUCCUCUUCUGCACCGAAGCUUAGGCCAACUGCCAGUGCCAGCAUCGAAGUGGACAGCACUUAUAAGCCAGUGGUCAUCGGAAUGCGACACCACUACGACGUGGCCAGCUCCGGGGAGUUCCGAGCGCCAGCGAAGUCCACCGAGAGCCGCGACUAUCUGCCAACCACUCCGGCUCCCUCGGCCACCAGCAGCGGUCCCACUUAUCUGCCUAAGAGCGCCAAGUCCCCCAGGGGAAAUGCGGCAGCUGCAGCUGGCGAGGAUGUCCUUCUGUUUGCCCCAAAUCCCGUGAAGGAGGAGUCCGUCUACCGCAACGUGCAGGAUAUGCUGAAGACCAUGAACCUGCUGAAGGAUCAGUUCGAGGACGUGGAGCUGAAUGGCGCGGCAGCAGCUCCCGCUAGAGUAGGACUGGAGAUUCCACCCUCCUCGGGACCAGAUGCCCUCGUCUCCUUCGCCAAGUACUUUGCCCAGGAGCACAACGAAACCUCUAAUGCUGUUGGCAAGUCAGAGAAAUCGGAGAAGCCAGACAAAACUGGAGUGAAGACCAAGCUGUCCGUGAAGCCACCUCCGCUGCCGACUAUCAAGCCAUCGGACACCACGGCACUACUGACCACUUCUGAGAAUCCCCCUGCCAUCAGUGAAAAUGCGGAUGACAUCAAGAAGAGUCUGUUGAGCGACACCACCGUGAAGAAGUACAGCAAUCUGUUUGGUCUGAAAACCGCCCAAGGUCGCGAUGCUGGAGAAAGUGACAUCAGCUCGGGUCUGCUCUCCAAUCAAAAUGCGACCCAAUCUGAUCAGGGAUCGAAGUACCAGCAGUUCCCACAAAUUGGCAGCACGGGGUCCACAGUUGGCGCUCUGGCUGAAAAACCCGAGUCCCGCAAGAUUGCCCAGAUCUUCUCGAACGCCUUGUCCAGUUACCUGGACAACCCAGCUACCUUCCGAGCGGAACUGGCCGCCCGAGCUCGUCCCACGGAACCGCCAAGCACACCUAAUUUCAAACCCGUGACCACCACAGAUCCCUCGCUCUUUAGCGACGGAACAGCCAAGUACUACCUGCCCACCAAGGGAUUGCCAGAUGCCACAACGCCCACGCCAAACAGCAUUGCGGCGGAGAUCAACCACAAGUUCGACUCGACCCAGGCUCCGGACUACUCCACCACCACGGAGCUCUACGAGGGCAGCACUAAUCGCGGCCAGGAGCUGGAGUUCUCCGGGGAGCUCUCCCCACCCAGCCAGGAUUCCGAGGAGUUCCUGCAGCAGCAGCAAACGCAGUCGUUCGUCAAGUCCCGCAACGAUCUGCUCAAGGAAGCCAGGCCCCAGAAACUGGUUACCACCCAUAAACCCACCGAGCAUCCGUGGGCAUUGAAGUCGCAGACGGACUUCCUGGAUCCCCUGACCAUCAACGAUGGGCUGAUGAAGGAGCAGAGGACCACCACCAGCAGCACGAGCUCCACUAGCACCUCGACUUCCACCACAGCGGUUCCGUUUGUUCACAGGACGACCAAUCCAACACCAUCGCGCUACGAGUGGGAGGACAUAUUCCGGAGCUACGACAUCCCCAGAGAUGCCUUGCCAUCGAGCAGCGGUCUCCAGAGGAUCGCCAACAAGCUGUUCGGCGGACUUAACGAACAGGAGGCGCUGCAUCUGCGAAAUGUGAUGGCCAAGGCGGAGCACGACCGCCAGGUACUCAGUCUGCUGCUGCUGCUCAUCCAGACCUGCGACGACCACAACGGCAAGGCGCUGGAGAGGAGCAGGAAGCACCUGCUGAACGCCCUCAUCGACAUCGACAGCAAGAGCGCCAGGCAGCGGCUGGCCACCACCACGAACCGCGUCCCGGUGACCACGUUCCGACGAGGUGGCUCCGCCGGCGGCGAGUACUUCACCAGCACCACGCCGGGCUACACGACAACCACGGACCUGCCCACCACCACGGGAUCGGGCAGCUACGAGGAGACCACCAAGUUCGAGAUUCGCGUCGAGGAUCUGGAGGAGGGAACGACGACGACGACGGCCCCGCUGCUGGAGGUCAACUCGGACCGGAGGGCCCUGGAGCUGCUCAAGUCAUUAUAUUCGCUGGCGUCCAAGUUCAGCAGCAGGCGGUAGAGCGAGGAUGGCGGCGGUUCCUAGACCUUGCGAGUUAAUGCCUAACUUUAGUCAACUCCACUUACUCCUCCAACUUUCCAGUUCGAUUAUCUCUUCCUUUGAUUUUCACUCCGAACCAAUUACCAGUUACCAGUUACUUGUUAAUGGACUUCGAUUAGCCAAUGCAGUUCGCGCAAUUAGUUUGUAAAUAUGUAAUCGAAAUACUCGAGGACGAGGGUCCUGAAAAUACUCCCGCGCCCGAAGCAGGCAUAGACUUGGUUGUUCCUGAUGCCCAGCCAAGCAGUUUCCGUUUAAGAUUAAAACCGAGAGUUGUAUUAAAUAGUUUCUUACUGCUUAGUCUUAACGAACGAGAACACUUUCCAUCCAAUAACCAGUGUCCAGUAUCCCGUAUCCAGUAGGAA